This is a messenger RNA of Galendromus occidentalis (western predatory mite), 1526 nucleotides long. RefSeq lists its product as uncharacterized. The coding region runs from base 49 to 1374 and encodes 441 amino acids. NCBI's taxonomy places the organism in Eukaryota, Metazoa, Arthropoda, Arachnida, Mesostigmata, Phytoseiidae. The record is from RefSeq and is a predicted model, not a curated record. Gene Ontology annotation, cellular component: endomembrane system. The transcript has a single exon.
CGUCGUUUCACCUUGUGGGCUGGCUUCCGGCAGGAUUGACGUUCGAAAAUGAAGCUGCUCCUGGCAUUCCAUAUCGCGGCCGUGUGGGCCUUGGUUUCUGCCGAUCUCACCGUGGACGAUUUAGAUCUGUUCGAUGUUGUCGAAGACGUGAAACAGAAUUUCUACGAUUUCCUCGAGGUUCCCGCGAAUUCGACGACCUCUGACAUCCGGAAGGCGUACCGGCGUUUAUCGUUGCUGUAUCACCCCGACAAGAAUUCUGACCCUGACGCUCCCGAGAAAUUCCGGAAAAUCGCCUCCGUGGUCGAAGUCUUGAAAGAUGAGAAGAAACGAGCGAAGUACCAUGAGGUGCUCGAGUACGGCAUUCCCGAUUGGGCUCGUAGCAUGUACUACAGAUACUACCGCAAAGCCCGCAAAAUGGGAUCGACGGAAAUGAGCGUUUUGAUGGCGAUUAUUGUGACCGUGGCCCAGACGCUCUGGAUGUACGCGUCCUAUUGGGAGAAGAAAUUCACCAUCAACUCGAACGUUAACGAAGCUAUCAAGAGGAAGAAACUCAGGUCCACGAACACGAAGAAGAACAAAGCAGCUGAAGAGGAGAUCAGACAGCUUCGGGAGGAGCUCAUGUCGCACAUAAUCGCUCCCACUUUCAAGGAUAUUUGGUUCGUCAGUUUUCCGAUCUCGAUGUUCUACGGAAUUCUCGCGCUCCCGAGUCUUAUCAAGGAACGAUUGAAAAAAGAAGAAAUACCAGAAGAGGCCGAGGAGGAAGAAGAGGAAGAAAUCGUUAGACCUAAACGGACUCCUCGACAGAGGACCGAAGUCAAAGGGGCACAAGUUGUCAACGGGAACGCUCCAGUAGUCACGACGACGAAAGCGUCGGCUCCACGGGAGUCUGGCCAAAAAGAGCUGAAGUCGGGCCCAUGGACCGACACUGAAGUCGCUGCACUCAUCCGACUACUGAAGAAGUUCCCCGUCGGAACUCAGGACCGAUGGGACAAGAUAAGCGAAGCUCUCAAUAGGAGCACUGCCGAUGUCACAGAGAAGACAAAAACCUUGCGAACGUCCAACACAAACGUCAUUCCACAGCAACAGAGCACGAACAAGUCGCUCUGGGUAGAAAGUGAGAUCACUUCGAAGAGCUCAGAUGAGGAUGAGAAUGAUGAAGGGGACGAACCUGCGGAGAAACUCGAUCCCACCGAAUGGAGUCAGGCUCAACAGAAGCAGCUAGAGCUUGCAAUGGUGGCGUUUCCAAAGUGGACUGAAGGACGUUGGGAUCUCAUCUCAGAUCGCGUCGAUGGCAAAUCGAAACGGGCUUGCAUAAGCCGCGUUCAGUGGCUUAUCGAAAACAUCAAGAAGAAGAAAACUGAACAGGUGGAAUAAUUAGAUCGAUGUGGGAUCCAUUGUCAUAGAUAUAAAUAAUGGAAUGAAUGUCAUCUCAUAGCGAUGUAACGCGGUCACCUGAAUUGUUGAAACUGAGCGAAUUCGUUGAAAGAGUUGCCGGAAUAUAUUUUCAUACAUAUGUUGGAAUCGUU